Molecule: messenger RNA, 5524 nt
Organism: Seriola dumerili (greater amberjack)
Lineage: Eukaryota; Metazoa; Chordata; Actinopteri; Carangiformes; Carangidae
Product: rho guanine nucleotide exchange factor 28-like
Exons: 30
Coding region: 80-4576 (1498 amino acids)
Biological process (GO): regulation of Rho protein signal transduction
Molecular function (GO): guanyl-nucleotide exchange factor activity
Source: RefSeq, a predicted model, not a curated record
GUAAACUGAAGCACUGUUCAUUUAUUUAUUAAAACACCUUGGGCUGUUUGGAUGAAGAUUUUCUCGAACGCAGCAAAUCAUGGAUUCGGAUUCGGACUCUCCUUUCAACUACUCCUGGCCUUCUUUUCCCAAGAUGAGGAUGCGCAGGAAGACGGGAAAAAAAGAGAAAAGCCAGUCUAUAAGGGAGAGCCAAGCCUCAUCCCCAACUCUGGCUGCAGCUGCCAGACUGUCAGCGAUGAUACACGGCAAAGACCGAGUGUACGCCAACGCCAUGCUGGUGGACCAGGUGGAUGAUGCUGACAUUAGAUACCGCUCGCCAGGAGAGGAGGAGGUGAGCCCUGCUGCACCCCAUGUUGGCAGCCAGUGCUGGGACUCUUUCUCCACGACUCCCCCUGACUCAGGGAACCGCUCCCAGAAUCGGCACCCAUCCUCACCCCAUGCUGGGGAGAGGGUAAUCCAGGGCCCCAGGCUGGAGAAUCACGGGGAGCCAUCCCCUCGCACAUCUCCCCCCUCUCCCUUUGCUACCUCUCCGUCUUUUCCUUCCUCCCCCCUGGCUUCCGCCUUCCGUUUGUUCGAAGGAGCGCAGAGGCGUCAGGCACAGUCGUGCCUGCCAGCUUCUCCUGCUUUGAAUCGCAGAGGAUGCAGCUUGACGGAAGCAAGCCGGGGCCUGAGUCCUAGUCUUGAGUGUGACAGCGGGGAAGAGGACAUACUGGGACAUUCCUACCCCUGCUCGUCUUCAAAGCAGCAGUCCAUCCUGCGGUCCAGCCUCGGAGAGGAGCGGGACUCUUUCAACACGUCGCCAGACUUUAACCGCACACACUCCAGCAGCUCGCAGAAGUCCACAAAGAACCCAGAGGAGGCCGAGGUUCGUCUACGCUCCUACUCCUACUCCUCCCCCAAAGCGAAGCCGACACGGCCGCUGCUAAACCGAGACGCAACCAUCACUGACCUGGCAGAAGAUGGUGCAUUCAGCAGCAGCGGCCGUUCUCUACUUCAAGCUUUAUCUCUCUCUAAAUCCCUCUCGCGUCUCAACCAAGUUAAGCAGAGAGCGUUCAGCCUGACAGAGACGCCCAGAGAAAAGAGGAUCGAGGAUGAGGAGUGGGAUAAAUACAUAAUCCCAUCUAAGGUCGAGUCAGAGAAGUACAAAGUCAGCCGGACAUUCAGCUUCCUCAAGAGCAGGAUGUCCAGCACUCGCAACAAGACCAAGGUGAAGGGCAAAGAGGUAAAGGAGGGAAAGGAGAAGUCAGGAGCCACUAAUGGACACCAGUUUGUUCCCGUGUCUCCAUCUGGUCCGGCUCUCUGUGUGGCCUGUGAUAAGUCUGUUUCUGGGAAGGAGCUGUUGCAGUGCUCCAACUGUUUCCUGAAUGUCCAUAAGAACUGUCGAGAGUCUGUUGCAGCCUGUGGAAAGAAGCUGCAGGAGAGGAGCGCAUUGCUAAUGAAAAGCAAGACCUUGUCUCUCCCACAGAACUCUGUGAAAGACAACUCUCCAGCCUCCAUUUUUUCUUCUUCCUCCUCCUCCUCCUCUUCACUGCCAUCGAUGACCAGAGAGAAGAGAGAAACAGUCAUCCCUCUCACCAAAAGCCUCUCCAUCUCUAUAGACAGCAGACGGCUGAGUGACUCAGCGGGAGUGGACGGAGAAUGCAGCGCGACAGCUUGCGCUAGCAGCUUAUUGUCUGAUGAGGGAACACCGGUCACAAUGACUCCUCCAUCCACCGAGCCGCCAAUCAUUACACAGGAUGCUGUUGAUGCUCCUCUGCUGAGCGACCUGUCAGCUGACCUGCUCGGCCUUGACGCAGAGUCAUGGAGUCUGGCAGUCAGUCCGGAGUUCUGCAGGCAACACGACAGGCACACCGUUAAACGACAGGAUGUUAUUUAUGAGCUGAUGCAGACAGAGCUGCACCACAUCCAAACCUUGACGGUCAUGUCGGAGGUGUUCAGGAGAGGCAUGCUGGAGGAGCUGCAGCUGGACUGGGACUGUGUGGCCCGGAUCUUCCCGUGCUUGGAUCCCUUGCUGCUCUUCCACAGGAACCUCUUCGGAGCGCUGCAGGAACGCCGACAGGCCGCAACCCAACCUGAGAACCCCCGAAAUUAUCUCAUCCUUCAGAUUGGAGACAUACUGCUUCAGCAGUUCUCAGAUGAAAACGCUGAGAAGAUGAAGCAGGUGUACGGCGAGUUCUGCAGUCACCACACCGAGGCUGUCAAUGUCUUCAAAGACCUGCAGCAACAGAAUAAGAAACUCCAAAACUUUGUCAGACAACAGAGCAAUAACUCUCUGGUCAGGCGGAGAGAGGUGCCUGAAUUCAUCCUGCUGGUCACUCAGCGUAUCACCAAGUAUCCAGUGCUGCUGGAGAGGAUAUUACAGUACACUCAGGAGGGAAGUCAAGAACACUCUGACUUGUCAAGUGCCCUGGUUCAGAUCCGUGACGUCGUCACCACAGUGGACCUGACUGUGAAUAAGUAUGAGAGGUGUCAGGAGUUGCAGGAAGUGUUGGCCCGGCUGGAGAACAAGAGCUUUGCCAAGCUCAAGAACGGCAAGGUGUUUCGCAAACAGGACCUGCACAGCAAACACAGAUAUCUGCAGCAUAAAGGGCUGGUCUACUGGAAGACUGCCACAGGACGUCUAAAAGAUACUUUGGCGCUCCUGCUCACAGAUGUGCUAGUUUUCCUACAAGAGAAAGACCAGCGCUUCAUAUUUGCUGCUGUGGACCAGAAGCCUCCAGUAAUCCCUCUGCAGAAGCUCAUAGUUCGAGAAGUAGCCAAUGAGGAGAGAGGGAUGUUUCUUAUCUCCGCCUCCUCAGUGGGACCAGAGAUGUAUGAAGUUCACACCACCACCAGAGAGGAGAGGAAUGCAUGGAUGAGACACAUACGACAAGCUGUGGAGAGUUGUCCUGAGGAAGAGGAGGAGGAAGAGCGAAGUGCUGAGACAGAGGAGGUCAGGCGAGCUGCAGAAGCAAGGGUUCAGAAGAUCAACAAGUUCCAAGAGACACUGUUGGGUCAGGACCAGCGUAUCUGCAGCAGCCUGGAGGAGAAGCUGCACUUGUAUGCUGAGCUCACUGAGUUAACCCUCCGCUCACCAGAACCUGUACCACAUCGCCAUCUGCUGGUGCAAUCAGAUACAGACAGUGAGGUGCCACGACAGGCCUCCUCACUGCUGACAGCUGCACUCAGAGAAGCAGAGAACCUGAUCACCAUUCUUCAGGUUCGCGAUGGCCUUUCUGUGCAAAGUCAGAACUCUCCUGUCCGAGGACCAGAGUGCUGCAGCUACAACAGUCACGGCAGCAGCAUCCAAGAGUCUCCCUCUGAACCAGAUUAUCUCAGCACGCUCAGUAUGAGCUCCACCUCUCUCGGAUCAGACACCGAGUUGACGGGGCCGGAUAGCGUGUUGUGGAGCUCUGCUGUCGAUCUGAGGAGAGGAGACACCAAAGGGACACUGUUAAAGGUGGCAGAGAGUGUCCAGAGCCUGACUCAGCUUCUCUACAGUCUGCAGGCUGCUGUGACCCUCCAGGACAGCUGCUAUGAAGUCCAGAAACUCCUUCUCCAGGAGGGAGAAAGACCUCAGCUCCGAACCCUGACUUCCCUACAAAACAGUCUGGAGCAGGAGAAACAGAAGAAUAUUGAUAAGAAGAAAGAGGAAGUAGAAAAGAAGGGUUUAGAGAGGAAGAAAGAAGAGGUGGUUGAGGUGCAGAAACUCCAUGUGAAGCUGAAACAGGAGCAGCAGCGCUGGGACAAAGAGUGUCUGGUCAGAGAGAAAAAACAGAGCGCACAGGAGACUGUGCUGGAGCAACGAGAGCAGCAGUGCUUCUUGGAGGCUGAGCGUCUGCGCUGCGAGCGUGAGGAGCUGGAGGCCCAGCUGCUGGAGUAUCAGCAAAAUCUGGACAGACUGAGGGAGGGCCAGAGGAGUGUGGAGAGGGAGAAGGAGAGGAUUGAAGCCCAGCAGAGGCUUCUCCAGAGCUGGAGACACACCCGCCAGAGCAGUCUGCCUGUUACAAUACCACUGGAUGGAUACAAGGUGUCCAGCCACAGCCGCUCAGGCAGUCUGGAUGGCAGCUGUUCAGUGUAUGAAAAUGAGGCAGCUUUGCUCACCUCCCUCCAGCAUAACCACCCCCACCAGCCCGCCAACAACAACCAGCACCAGUGUCUGCUCUCCACGUCGAGGAAGAACCACGACGGCCUCCUGCAUGGCUCCAGCUACACCGCUAACCUCGGCCUCAGCGCUAGCCUCUACAACAGCCUCAACACCCUGCUGAGCCAGGCACACAGCAAACAGCCUCCAGGUGGUCUGACGUACCCAAACUACAGCAACAACCACAGCUGCCCUCGGCCUCUGAACGACUCUGUGCACCCAUUCGGCAGCAGGGUCGCUGCACAGCCACACAGGACCAACAACACAGACUUCAGCCCACCAUUGGACAGGCGAUCCCUGGGGCCCUGGAGGUCAGAGGUCACAGGUCAUGGACUUUACGAGGACUACUCCUCCUCUCCCUCUCUCACCCCCCUCCUUCCCCCGCAGGCUUACCUCUCUCUUGAAGGACAGAACGGGGAAGAGGGAGGUGAGGAGAACAUCGUUUAUCUCUGAGAAUCAUUCAAGAGAAACAAACUGCAAGUUGCCAGACACAUAACUGGACUGACAAUAAUACAGUAUAUCUGUUGCUUACAUGUGUUUGUGAAUGUGUGCAUUUGCAUCCAUCUAAAUGUGAUGGAUAUAGGUUCAUUUUUUAAACCUGUAUAAUCAAAUAAGGGAAUAGUUGCAGGGAGGAAGCAUACGCAGACUGUAUGUGCCUUUGUCAGUGUAUGUCAGACAUUAAUCAUUCUCUUCCUGUGUGAUGAAACCAUUGUGCCUUUUUGCAAACAAGCUAUUUGUAAAUCAGCUUUUAUACUUGUACUCCCUGUGUUUUUACUUCUAUUAUAAUUCUUUUUAUUAUGUGUUGGACUUGUUUGAUGGCAGAGGUACCUAAAGCACCAGGAAAUCUGCAUAGAGGUAUUGAAUCUAUUUUCCAAUGAGCACUUAAAAGAAAAUGGAAAUAUUUGAGAAGCCAAUCGAGUCUUUCCCCAAACUAUGUAUAGAGUGCUAUUACUUCUCCAUGUGAUCUUUAAUAAUAUUUAUGAGGGAUUGUGAGCAUCUAAAAGACAUAUAAAUAUACUGACAUUAUUGUAUAGAUAUUAAAUAUAUGUAUAGUUUUAUGGAAAGGCUACCUAUGCACACUGUUGGAGGAGGAACUUCAUUUUUCUCACUUAAGUGCCAAAAAUCUUGCUAUCUGAUACUGUAAUUGAUUUCUGUAAAGAGUGGCUAUAUUUUUUCUGUUCACCUCCUUUUCUGAUAAUUUAUUGUGUGUAAAUUGCUUUAUGCACUGUCAACAGUAAUAAUAUUUUGUUGGAUAUGUGUUCUCUUGUAAUCUCUGUAAUCAGAACUGUGAUGUGCCAUAUUAAUAUUGUGCUGUAUAUAAAACGCUUGUGGAACACAUCUGUUUUUUAUGUGUAUUCUGCCUUGUGUAAAACAGCAACAUCCGUUUGACAUUUGCGCACC